UCUCAAAAACCAUGACGGUAAACUCCUAUUAACGCCCUCCAUCUUCAACCAAAAGAAAAAGAAAAUCGAAGAAAUGUCCUUGAAAAGCAUAACAGCAAUCACUUGCGUGCCUCGUACCCGCUACUUCUUCCUCAAUUUCCUCAACAAAUCCACCACUCUCUCACACUUAACCCAACUCCAUGCCCAGCUCCUCCUCAGCGGUCUCCAGGACGACCUCGCGGUUGCCACUAAGCUUACCCACAAGCUCUUCGACUUCAGCUCCACCCACCACGCACGUGCCCUCUUUUUCACCGUCCCAAAACCUGACCUUUUCUUAUUCAACGUCCUCAUUAAAGGCUUAUCUGUGAAUAACUCGCCUUUGUCCGCCAUUUCGAUUUUUACCCAUUUGAGAAAAAGCACUGAUCUUUAUCCUGAUAACUUUACUUAUGCUUUUAUUAUAUCUGCCGCAACGAGUUUCGGGGACAUGAGAGUUGGACUUGUAUUGCAUGGGAAGGGAAUUGUUGAUGGAUUUGGUUCAGAUUUGUAUGUGGGUUCUGCUCUUGUCGACAUGUAUUUUAAACUUUGCCGAGACGAUUUAGCACAUAAGGUGUUUGAUGGAUUGCCUCAUAGAGAUACCGUUUUGUGUAAUACAAUGAUUUCUGGGUUGUCAAGGAUGUGUUGCUUCGAGGGUUCAAUUAAUCUUUUUAAGGAUAUGGUUUCUGGUAACGGGCCGCGGUUUGAUUCAACCACAGUGAUUGCAGUGUUGCCGGCUGUAGCAGAAUUGCAGGAGUUGAGAUUAGGAAUGGGGAUUCAAUGCUUGACAAUAAAGCGUGGCUUUCAUUCUCAUAUUUCAGUGCUUACGGAUUUGAUUUCAUUGUAUUCUAAAUGUGGGGAUGUUGGGACGGCAAGUAUAUUGUUUAGGGAUAUUGGUAGAAAAGAUUUGAUAUCUUGUAAUGCUAUGAUUUCAGGAUUUACUUCUAAUGGUGAUACAGAGUCUUCAGUGAGAUUGUUCCAAGAGUGGCUUAGUUCUGGGGAGAAGGUCAAUUCUAGUUCGAUUGUGGGAUUGAUUCCUGUAUGUUUCCCUUUUGGUCAUUUAUCUCUUACUAACUGCAUCCAUGGUUUUUGUGUGAAAUCUGGCACUGCUUCGCAUUCUUCUGUUUCAACUGCAUUGACCACAGUAUAUAGUAGAUUAAAUGAAAUGGAAUCAGCACGACAACUAUUUGAUGAAUCUUCAGAGAAAACUCUAGCUUCUUGGAAUGCCAUGAUAGCAGGUUAUACCCAAAAUGGUUUAACAGAAACAGCAAUUUCUCUUUUCCGGGAAAUGCAGAUGUCUAACAUCAGUCCAAAUCCCAUCACAGUUGCUAGUAUUCUUUCAGCUUGUGCUCAACUUGGAGCCUUAAGUCUAGGAAAAUGGGUGCAUGGAUUAAUUAAGGGUAAGAGCUUUGAGUCUAAUAUAUAUGUCUCGACUGCUUUAAUUGACAUGUAUGCAAAAUGUGGGAGUAUAUUAGAGGCUCGGCAAUUAUUUGACUUGAUGCCACUGAAGAAUGAGGUAACUUGGAAUGCUAUGAUUUCUGGGUAUGGUCUCCAUGGCCAUGGGCAGAGAGCUCUAAGACUCUUCUAUGAUAUGUUAGAAUCUGGCAUUCCACCAACUAGGGUCACUUUUCUUUCUGUAUUGUAUGCUUGCAGUCAUGCUGGUCUAGUAAGGGACGGUAAUGAAGUUUUCCAUUGCAUGGUUCAUGACUUUGGGUUUGAACCCUUAGCUGAGCAUUAUGCAUGCAUGGUUGACAUCCUUGGCAGAGCUGGACGGUUGGAGCAUGCUUUGGAAUUUAUCAAGAAAAUGCCAGUUGAGCCAGGUCCUCCUGUUUGGGGUGCCUUGCUCGGUGCUUGCAUGAUUCAUAAAGACACAAAACUAGCUAGUAUGGCUUCUGAAAAGCUAUUUGAAUUGGACCCACAAAACAUGGGUUAUUAUGUUUUGAUGUCAAAUAUUUACUCCACUGAGAGGAACUAUCCACAAGCUGCUUUGGUGAGACAAACAGCUAAAAAUAGAAAGCUGAUAAAGACUCCAGGCUGCACCUUAAUUGAGGUAGGCCAGGUCCCACAUGUUUUCACAUCUGGUGAUCAGUCCCAUCCUCAAUCAGCAGCAAUAUAUGCUGAGCUGGAGAAAUUGACUGGAAAGCUGAAGGAGGCUGGAUUUCAGACAGAGACCGACACUGCUUUACAUGAUGUGGAGGAAGAGGAGAAGGAACUAAUGAUGAAGGUUCACAGUGAGAAGUUAGCCAUUGUUUUUGGCCUUAUCUCUACUGAACCCGGAACUGAAAUUAGGAUUACUAAGAAUCUCCGGGUUUGUUUAGACUGUCAUACUGCAACCAAAUAUAUAUCCAAAAUCACAAACAGAUUCAUUGUGGUAAGGGAUGCCAAUAGGUUCCAUCAUUUCAAGGAUGGCAUAUGUUCUUGCGGGGACUAUUGGUGAUAAAAUUGUUCUCUACACUGAUUAAGGCAUGUGAGUUUGGAAUAACCAUCCAAUGUGUCAGUUUCAUGCUGAUUAUAUAACAGUGGCACAGUCAUUUUGAGAA
Molecule: messenger RNA, 2552 nt
Organism: Jatropha curcas
Lineage: Eukaryota; Viridiplantae; Streptophyta; Magnoliopsida; Malpighiales; Euphorbiaceae
Gene: MEF29
Product: Pentatricopeptide repeat (PPR) superfamily protein
Biological process (GO): RNA modification
Molecular function (GO): protein binding; RNA binding; zinc ion binding
Source: RefSeq, a predicted model, not a curated record